Molecule: messenger RNA, 2028 nt
Organism: Closterium sp. Naga37s-1
Lineage: Eukaryota; Viridiplantae; Streptophyta; Zygnematophyceae; Desmidiales; Closteriaceae
Source: the annotation of a GenBank genome assembly
AUGCAUCGACUUCGACAUUACUUUGUUCCUGGCACCAAGCAUGAUCUCUCCGCUAGCAGCGGCGGAAAGGGGGCGGCCAGCACGACGGGCGCGGGGCGCGACGGUGCGGAGUCGAUUGCGGAGUGGCGGCGCCGAUCAGCGGAAGCGGGCGCACACUUCUUCCCCCUGCAGCGCGCGGAAGACGCCCCCAGCAGGGACGAGCUGCACCGGCGGAUCCUCGGAGGCGUAGGGGGCGGAUUGAAGGGCAAAGGGAAGUCACAAAGGGCAGCGAAGGCGACGGAGUAUCUGCCGGUGCUGCAGUACGACAGCACGCUGCUCUCAACGGCCAACGGCACCCUGGGCAACACCAUGGUCAACUACAGCACCUACCUCAACGACACGAUCCGCCUCCCCGUGUACCCGUACUACGUGAAUCUCAAGCUGGGGUCGCAGAAGCAGGAGUUCAGCAUGGCGCUCAACGUGCAGCUGCGCCACACCUUCGUGCCCUGCGACUGCCUGCACUGCGGCACCUCGCGCAAGGGGACGGCCAACAGCAAGCCCUUCAGCACGCUCUCCUCCACAUCCCUACAAUACAUCUCCUGUGUCGACCAGCGCUGCCAGGGGGGCGUUGAAUCCGGCUACUACGGCUGCAACACAGAAGGGCUCCCCAACUCCCUCAACCUCACGGACAUGCUGCCUGGGGACGACGCUCUCUGUGUGUUCGAUGUGUACGCAGAGAGUUAUGAUUACUAUGAAGCUGACACUGUCGCGGAUUCGUUUCUUGAGUCAGCGGGGCAUGUGGUGGAGGACACCGUCUACCUCACUGCACCUGAUGGUACCGAAGCCCACCGAUACAUCAUUUUUGGCUGUGGCGUGAACCAGUUGGGUUACUGGGGAAUGCAGGGGAGGUCGACUGGCUCGUGGACGGCAGGCGGUGUGCUGGGGCUGGCGCAGGGCAGUCCCUUCCUGGAGCAGCUCACUGGUGGCGCCAACUCCUUCGCCGUGUGCUUGGACGAGCCCACCCCCACGAACAAGACCACCUGGGAUGGCAAGAUGCAGCAGCACACGGGCAGCAGCCACCUCACCAUCGGUGCCGUCGGCCUCCCUGCAGGCGCUAGCUACUCGACUGUGUCAUAUCCGACCGGCCUGCCCUACAGCCACAUCACACUCACCACAGCCACGCGCACCCUCAACAUAACAGACGAUCCAGCCAACAUAAACCUCAACAAAACAUCUUACAUGCCUGCGGAUGCUUCCGAGGACGACGUUCCGGGCUUCUUCUUCCUGCCCGAGUCCUUCGUGCAUCUCAUCCGUCUCCCUCUCUUCAUAAGCCUCUGGUCUGCUCUCCAAAACAUGACAGGGAAUGAACUUGCGUUUCCUGUACUUGAAAAUGACGAGUUUCGGCUUUUAUGCUUCGAGAACAAGAACAAGGCGGUGGAUCCGUUCACCACCUUCCCCACCAUCGACAUUGCUUUCCUCUCUCCUGACGACAGCAGCGCCUCCUCCCACUUCUAUCUUGAGCCUCACGAGUACCUCGCCCAGGUUUCGGCUUCUCGAUACUGCGUCUUGGUCACCUAUUUGAAUCCAAAGAAUAACUACGCCAGUUACAUUGGAGGUAAUGGGUUGGGCUCAUCCGCGCUCUGUUCUCUGGCUUCCCUUUCACCAGCACCUUCCUUCCCCUUUCCCCACCGACCUUCUGCCCAUGCAUACUCUCCUGCCUCUCUCUCCUCUUGCCACUCCACGCAAUGUGCUGUGCUGCUCAUCCUCUGCCAUCCACCCAUCACUCCUCACAACACGCCUACCAACGCCCAUAGACCCAGCCGGGGCUGUUCAACAAAGUACCUCUUUUUCAACUACACCAACAACACUUUGGGAUGGCUUCAAGCUCCUCAAUGUGGAGCUGAGCCCAUAAUGCCUCCACCUCCCCCCUCUCCGCCUCCUUCGGGGAACACCCCUUCCAAGGGGGCCACACGCUCCCUCUCCCUGUUAACGGCUGCAGUGGUUGUCAUCGCCACUUCCACGGCUCUGCUUGCUCUGGCUCUUCUCUAG